Brassica oleracea var. oleracea is the source of this 832-nucleotide messenger RNA. Its product is annotated as protein ELF4-LIKE 1. Bases 137 to 562 code for a protein of 141 amino acids. The record is from RefSeq and is a predicted model, not a curated record. Lineage: Eukaryota; Viridiplantae; Streptophyta; Magnoliopsida; Brassicales; Brassicaceae. Gene Ontology annotation, biological process: entrainment of circadian clock; positive regulation of circadian rhythm. The transcript has a single exon.
ACAAUACGAGUAGGCUCUUCCAGAAGGCAAAUAGUGUAAUAAGAAAUUACAAACAAUGGUUCGUCGCGUCAACGGUGAAUGAACUCUGAUGUAUCUCUAGAUUGAUCAGCCGGUGAGGCUUUGAUUUUCAAAACUAAUGGAAGCACCAAGACGUCGAUCGAUCGUCGGAAACAACCGGAAGAGCAGCAAACGAGCUCUGACGGAGCUGAACAAAGACGACGACCAUGUUACGGCGGCGGAGAAUGAGGAGUUCAACGACGUGGAGGUGUGGAAUACGCUGAGUAAUGGCUUCAAGCGUGCGCAACUCGUUCUAGACCAGAAUCGUGACUUGAUCCAACGCGUCAACGACAAUCAUCUGUCCCGAAUCCCAGAGAACGUCUCCAGGAACGUUGGCUUGAUUAACGAAAUCAACGGUAAUAUCUCGAGAGUUAUGGAGAUUUACACCGAUUUAGCUGUCGACUUCGCAAAAGGAAUCGAGGAGGCCAAGAGUGGCGACACCGACACUACUACGGCAACCACCUCCGGUUCCUACGGCUGUGGACAGAGCUCUUACCGUUCUUGAGCUCUGUUUUUAGCUCAUGUCAUGUGCCUUUACGUCAUGUCGCAAGUUUAGUAUCCAAAUAAUUGCCCGAAUUAGCAUGGUGGAUUAGAAUCUUUGAUAUGGCCUUGCAUUGUAUCCUAUGAUUUUGACCCUUCUAAGGUUAUUAUUCAUGUUUCUGUAAUCUGCUUUGUCCUCUCUUCCGUGAAGGUUGUUGCAUGUGUGUCAUUAGUACAGCUAUCGCUACUUUCAUUGAUUGAUAAUGAUACAAUUCGAUGGUUUGGUUGUUUGUUU